Messenger RNA from Exophiala xenobiotica, 1256 nucleotides. Its product is annotated as histone H2A.Z. NCBI's taxonomy places the organism in Eukaryota, Fungi, Ascomycota, Eurotiomycetes, Chaetothyriales, Herpotrichiellaceae. The record is from RefSeq and is a predicted model, not a curated record. The transcript has 3 exons. Gene Ontology annotation, molecular function: protein heterodimerization activity; DNA binding; structural constituent of chromatin. Bases 537 to 953 code for a protein of 138 amino acids. Gene Ontology annotation, cellular component: nucleosome.
GGGAAUGCCAUCCAUGCCAAAGCAGAUAUUGGACCCUGCGCUGAUGAUGACUGAUAUGUCGUUGUGUCAAAAUAGAGGUCUGUAUCCUGUAUCACCUUGGGAAUGCACAGACACGCAAUGCCCUCGCUGACUGGGUCGGCCCUGUUUUCAUGUCAACAGUAAACUUUCACCACACAUCAGUGUCCUUCCACGGAGAGGUAAGCACAGUGGCACUCUGCUAAACAGUUACAGGGGCACCACCCUCUACUGGAUCUGGCACAGUGCCAGCCGUCCUCAACCUGAGGUUGCCCGCCGUUGAUGUGGCCAGAUGCCAAGCGAGCCGUAACCCAUCACAUGACCAACUCAGACUAGCGUGUUAUUUGAAUGUGUCGCUAUUCAUCAGUCAUUUCCCUGCCACCCACCUUUCGUUCCUCACGAACCAUUCUUUAUCAACACCACUCCGACGCGUCCCGAAUAAUCCAUCCAUUUCAUCACAACACAACUUUGGUCGUGUCUUCUGACAAACGUUCAACACUUACUCAAUCACAUCUCUUACAAUGGCAGGAGGCAAGGGCAAGAGCGUUGGCGGAAAAGCCACAGGCGCAAAGGAUUCCAGCAACAAGAGUCAGAAGUCGCAUAGUGCAAAGGCUGGCUUGCAGUUCCCAUGCGGUCGAGUCAAGCGCUUUCUCAAGAACAAUACACAAAAUAAGAUGCGAGUUGGUGCUAAAGCUGCCGUCUAUGUCACUGCCGUCCUAGAAUACCUUACUGCCGAAGUCCUCGAACUCGCAGGCAACGCCGCCAAGGAUCUCAAGGUCAAGCGUAUCACUCCUCGGCAUCUUCAACUCGCCAUCCGUGGUGAUGAAGAAUUGGACACCCUCAUCCGUGCCACAAUCGCGUUUGGUGGUGUCCUCCCGCACAUCAACAGAGCUCUACUCUUGAAGGUCGAACAAAAGAAGAAGAGCAAGGCUGAGUAAAGUGGGCUGGAAUAGACAUCAAACGAGUCGAAUCUUCGGCGUCUACUGGGCAUUCUGUGGUCAGGCUGGACUUGUGGCGUUGCAGGCUUGGGGAAACAUUGAGACGAGUGUAUGAUGACGGUGCUUUGCAAAGAAUAAGAAGAACGGUAUCCCAGGAGGUCAUCAUUGCAUGUGUGUUUUUAUUGCCUUUUUUUUCCCGGUUUCUGAGAGACUAUCCGGCUUUUGCUUGAAUUGAGGUUGGAUCACACACAGACAGAAUACCCUCUCUCCGUUAGCUUUCCAUAUGAACCUGUUCUGAUUUCA